UGGUGGCGCUGGGCCAUUGUUUUGGAGCGGUUUCUGGCCCUGAAAUCUAGCGAUGUCGCGCCACCCGAGCUGAUAGAUCGGAUCCGUAAGCUAAUGAAAAAAGGCGACCUCGAUGCCCGAGAGAUCAAUGAGGUUGAGGAGAAUUCCCCGCUCGGAAAAGUGCUCGCUGCAGGCCUGCGUAAUCCCAACCAGCACCGCGUGGUGAUCAAAGAAGCGAUUGAAGAGGCCGGCCGUCAUGUUGUGCACGAUCUUGAGCGACAUCUGACCACGCUGGGUACAAUUGCCAACAUCACACCACUUCUUGGUCUGCUGGGCACCGUCAUCGGUAUGAUCAAAGUGUUUUCGGCUAUUACUACUUUUGGCGUAGGUGACCCACAGGCGCUGGCAGAGGGUAUAUCAGAGGCCCUUGUAACCACUGCAGCCGGGCUAUCAGUGGGUAUUCCGAGCCUGAUGUUUUACCGGUUUUUCAAAGGCAAAGUGAACGAGCUCACCGUCGAUAUGGAGCAGCAGGCGCUUAAAUUCAUGAAAAUUCUGCAAAAAAACGCCUGA
Nerophis lumbriciformis (worm pipefish) is the source of this 549-nucleotide messenger RNA. NCBI's taxonomy places the organism in Eukaryota, Metazoa, Chordata, Actinopteri, Syngnathiformes, Syngnathidae. The record is from RefSeq and is a predicted model, not a curated record.